Molecule: messenger RNA, 1428 nt
Organism: Medicago truncatula (barrel medic)
Lineage: Eukaryota; Viridiplantae; Streptophyta; Magnoliopsida; Fabales; Fabaceae
Product: protein RGF1 INDUCIBLE TRANSCRIPTION FACTOR 1
Exons: 5
Coding region: 287-1036 (249 amino acids)
Molecular function (GO): zinc ion binding
Source: RefSeq, a predicted model, not a curated record
GUGUAGUGUUAGUGUGUAGUGUACGACACACACAAAUCCUCUCUCUUUUUCAUUUCAUUGGUAAUAGUACAAACAUUUUUUGUAUUUUCAUCUCUUAAGCGCCGUUCCCUUUUACCUCAUCACUCUCUCUCUACUUUUUCUCUCUCUUUCUUUCUACAAAAAUCCAUUUUUUACUCUCAUUCUUGAUCAUUCCUCUAUAACUACACCAUAGUAGCAUUAACACUCAAAUACAAUAUUACUCAUACACCAACACAACUUCCUCAAAAAUCAAACAAAAAUAAUCAUCAUGUUUAUGUGUUCUUCACCAAAUGUUGUUCCACGUUGGCUUCAAGUUAUGCUGACUGAGAAAUUCUACAACGCUUGUUUAAUUCAUCAAGAAGAAAAAAAGAAUGAAAAAAAUAUUUAUUGUUUGGAUUGUUCCAUCAGUCUUUGUCCUCACUGUGUUUCUCCUCAUGCCUCUCACAGACUCUUGCAGAUAAGAAGAUAUGUUUAUCAUGAUAUUAUAAGGAUGGAUGAUGCUGCAAAGUUAAUUGACUGUUCUUCUAUUCAAUUCUACAGAACAAACGGUGCAAAAGUGAUUUUCAUAAAUCAAAGACCAAUUCCAAAGAAAUGCUCUUCAAGCAAUAUCUGCAGAACCUGUACCAGAAGUCUUCAAGAUCCUUACAAAUUCUGCUCUCUUUCUUGCAAGGUGAGUCACUUGGUGAAAACAUUUGGUUCACUAUCUGGUUACUUAGUCGAGUGCAACACCAUGCCACCAUUAUCUGAUUCUGGACUAGACGACAGUCUAAUGACACCUGACUCGGUUCUCGAACCAUCCGGUUCAAACCGAACUUCAUCCGGUUCGGGUGGAUACAUUGGCAUUGAUUGCAAAACCGCCCUUGCUUGCACCGCUACUACCGAGGUUGUCCGAAAGAAGAGAACCGGUGUCAUCACUUUCCGACCAUCGUGUCGGCCUGCAUGCUCGCCGGUAUCGGAAAUCUCGGGGAGUCUGAUGAAUAGGAGGAAAGGAACGCCACAUAGAGCCCCGUUACAUUGAAAAACAGAAUCUGUGAUUAUGAGGGAGUGGAGAACAAGAAUAGGCUUAAAUGAAAAAAGAAACUUUUGGUAUUUUAUAAUAAAUAUAAUUAAAUAUUAGUAUUAUUAUUAUUACUACUACUAAUUAUCGGUAUUUUAAAAUCUUAGGUUGUCAAUAAAUGGUGUAUGAUAGCAAUGACGGUGAGUUUUACGAAAUUACGUAGAGUUUAGGAUUUUAUAUUUUUUAACGAAUUAUGACGAUAAUGUAAUUUUAUCCAACUCAUUGUGAUAUCAAAUCAUGCAUUUGUAUUUUAUUUUAAGGGUAUGGGGAAGUAAACCCUAUAUAUAGCUUCAUAGUUUUGUAGAGAUAUUAAACCUGUGCUAUGAUUUAUGAUAUGAUGUUAUAUUGCACUG